AUGUCCAAUACAAUAGUGGAGCUGCUGUUCAGUGAGAUGGAGAAGUGGAAGAUUGGGCCCCAUUACCCAGACCUGGGGUGGUCCUGCAGGCACGGGCCAGUGAACCUGUUGGGAGACACAGAUCUGAUCCUGCAGAUCCCCCUCAGUGCCAACACCAGCCUGCCGGUGUGGGAGAGUGUGCGUGCAGCUCAGGUGGAGGUGGAGUGGACCGUGAGUCCUUACAGCAUUAACAUCUGCAUCACUCCUUUCACCUCCCCAAAAGCAAAGGCGCUCCCCCAGACCAAGGCUCCGACCGCAGCCCAGCCCAUGACCAUACCUGGAACCCAGUCCUUGGCGCUAACUACAGUCCAGCCUUCGUCCCUGCCUCCCCUCCCUGCACCCCUCUCUCAAACUCUCAGCCUGACCCAGCCCCUUACCACAGCCCACCCUCAGCCUCCUCUCCAGCCAAUCACCACCGCCCAGGGCGCUGUCACCAACCUACUGUACCAGCCGGGCCCCAGAGCCGAGUGGGUCCAGCAGGCCUGCUUCUACACCAGACCCUCCGGGCAGGUGUGCAUCUGCGACCACUUCCUCCUGGGCUGGUGCCCGAAUGGGUUCGACUGCGAGCAGCAUCACACACCUUACCCUUUCCACUGGCAACUGUGGUGCCAGGACACCUACCAGUGGGUCAGCACCUCCCACUCCGCCCAGGUCAGGCUGGAGAGGCUGUACUGUGACAAGGACAGAGACAUCGUCAGGCUGCAGGAAGGGAAUUGGAUGUUCACCCUCAACUUUGACACAAUGACAGUGGGAGACUCGGGGAAGUAUGGCAAAGCCAGGAGACUCUCCAACAGCAGCAAUGCAGCAAUGAACCCCUAUUUCCCCACAGAGUGGCGCUACUACUGGUGGAAUGACUACACAUGGGAAAAGUACAAAGAAGACCUGGUGUUCACCAUGGAGGCGGGGGAUACCAGAUGCCGCUUCUUCAUCGGGAAGCAGCAGUAUGAGUUGGACUUAAUCAGCCUGAUCCAGACCAACCUCAGCACUGGGUUCAAGCGCAGAGUACGACGCCGACCCACCUUCCGCUCACCCUUCUCCAUCAAAUCGCACCUGAAAACAGGUGAGGCCUCCCAGCCCACUGGUGAAGUCCUUGCCAGUGUCAGUGUGGACCCUCUGCAGGAGUUCAACAGCUGGUACCCCCCUGUGUGGACCCUGAGUCCAGGCCAGGACUUCAGCCUGCUGGAAGUCCCGCCCAGUGCCGAGGCCUACCAAAAAAUCCACAGCCUGUUCCACAGCACCAUGUCUGAGAUAAAGAUGGAGAUCGUCAGCAUACAGCAGGUUCAGAACAAGUUCCAGUGGGACAAGUACCGAAGGCAGAAGGAGCACAUGCAGAGUCACAGCGGGGACUGGAGCGGGCCCCUGGAGCGACACCUGUUCCACGGGACCACGGAGGAUGCCGCCAACGAGAUCUGCAUGAAUAACUUCGACCCACGGGUGUCCGGGAAGAACGGGGUGGCAUACGGCCGCGGCAGCUACUUUGCGCGGGACGCCAGCUACUCGAACAGGUAUGCACCUGCAGGCACGGGGGGCUACCAGCACAUGUUCCUCGCCAAGGUGCUGGUGGGCAAGACGUGCGUGGGGAAUAUCAACUACUGCCGCCCGCCCCGCCUCCACACCAGGAAGCCCAGGUUUGAGCUGUACGACGCCUGCGUGAACCAGGCGCACAACCCCUCCGUCUUUGUGGUGUUCGACAGCUGCCAGUGUUACCCCUACUACCUGAUCAAGUACAAAGCCACGUCCGACGUCGUCAAAGUCUUUGAGUGA
Messenger RNA from Megalops cyprinoides (Indo-Pacific tarpon), 1803 nucleotides. RefSeq names its product protein mono-ADP-ribosyltransferase TIPARP-like. The record is from RefSeq and is a predicted model, not a curated record. Gene Ontology annotation, molecular function: metal ion binding; NAD+ poly-ADP-ribosyltransferase activity. Lineage: Eukaryota; Metazoa; Chordata; Actinopteri; Elopiformes; Megalopidae. The coding region runs from base 1 to 1803 and encodes 600 amino acids. The transcript is spliced from 6 exons.